Symsagittifera roscoffensis is the source of this 3922-nucleotide messenger RNA. RefSeq names its product potassium voltage-gated channel subfamily H member 6-like. Gene Ontology annotation, molecular function: inward rectifier potassium channel activity. Gene Ontology annotation, cellular component: plasma membrane. Bases 101 to 3163 code for a protein of 1020 amino acids. Gene Ontology annotation, biological process: membrane repolarization during action potential; potassium ion transmembrane transport. The transcript is spliced from 16 exons. Lineage: Eukaryota; Metazoa; Xenacoelomorpha; Acoela; Convolutidae. The record is from RefSeq and is a predicted model, not a curated record.
ACAGUCAGAUCAUUACGACGAGGAUCAUCUGCGAAACUUCCGCUACUCGGUCAAAAACAAAUUUGCGCAGCAUAACGCGCAGUUGGAAGGAGCAGAAACUAUGACGAGGCAGAGUCCACUUUCGAACCAGUACCUCUCCGUCGAUUCGAGUUCCGAUGGGAGAUCCAACGAGACGUUUAGGUCCAGAUCGCCUCCGCCUGCAUAUCAGGACGCGUUCUCAGAUCUAACCGGAGAUCCAAUUGGCAGAAUAGCAAUUGGAACGAAAAAGAAGCCGAGGCAGUUAGUUAGACAAAAAGGCGUCCAAGAUUCUUUUGAAAGUGGGAAGUCGCCCACCGCUGGCAAAGGAGUCCGCUUUUUCAUUGGCCGCAAUGACUAUCUGGACAAUUCAAUUAGUAGUAGCGACCUACAAAAUCUUUCUAGGGAAGCAAAUUCUCCUCGUGAUAAUGAGAACCCCUGCUCUAAACUGAUUUCAAUUUCGUCUUCUUGUUCCACUUUCGCGGGAAUGUCGCAACUCAUAGUCGGGAGAAUUCUCAAUUCGGAUGCACUCGUUGGCCAUGACGUAAUCGGUGAUGUAAUGAAUGAGGCAAUGGAUGUGUCGGGUGAAGAUGGGAUGAAUGGUGAUUUGCACAACUGCAGAAAACGUAGUUGUUCCAGCGGGGCAAGUGGUGUCUGUGACCCUGCUGCUAAUUGGUCACACCCACAACACCACCUGUCUAUGUCUAAGCGUGGAUCUAAGCGCAAGGCUAAAAAUAAAACGGUGCUGUCUCUUGGACUGGACGUGUUGCCAGAGUACAAAGUGCAGCCUCCGAGAAUCCACCCCUGGACUGUGCUGCAUUACUCGCCCUUCAAGGCAGCCUGGGACUGGUUGAUCCUCAUCCUGGUCAUAUACACAGCAAUAUCCACUCCCUACGUGGCCGCAUUCGUCCUGCCCAACAAACAAGGACGGCUGGACACUUCUAUUCAUAGGUACAGUGACCCCAUCACGCUGAUAGACAUGCUAGUGGACAUUCUGUUCAUUAUCGACAUCAUCAUCAACUUCCGCACCACGUACGUCAACAGCCAAGAGGAAGUCAUCUCCGCUCCCAGCAAGAUAGCGGCCCACUACUUCAAAGGCUGGUUCCUUAUAGACCUAGUGGCGGCUGUCCCUUUCGACCUCCUCCUCUUCGGAUCAGAGGAAGACGAGACGACGACGUUGAUAGCGUUGCUGAAGACAGCCAGGCUGCUGCGUCUGGUGCGAGUGGCUCGCAAGCUAGACAGGUACAGUGAGUAUGGGCCGGCAGUGCUGAUCCUUCUCAUGUGUUCCUUCUCCCUUAUAGCCCACUGGCUCGCAUGCAUCUGGUACGCCAUAGCCAACAUGGAGAGACCCACGCUAGAGUACAAAAUAGGCUGGAUCGACCAGCUAGGAGAGCAAAUCAACCAGCCGUUCAACGACUCAGCCUCCGAACAAGACCUGCUGAUGUACCCCCCGCCGACAGCCACAGAAGCAGCAGCACAACUGCAUGCCCCCCGUGCUAUGCCAGGGGAGCCGGGAGGGGGGCCGUCGAUGAAGGCGACCUACAUUACGGCACUCUAUUUCACAUUCAGCAGUCUAACCAGCGUCGGCUUCGGCAAUAUUUCCCCCAACACCAACGCAGAAAAAGUGUUCUCCAUAUUAGUCAUGUUAAUCGGAUCUCUCAUGUACGCCUCCAUAUUCGGAAAUGUCUCGGCCAUCAUCCAGCGACUGUACUCGGGAACCUCGAGAUACCACACGCAGCUGAGGCGAAUCCGCGAGUUCAUCAAGUUCCACCAGAUCAAGAAUCCACUGAAGAACAAACUGGAGGAGUACUUUCAACACGAGUGGAACUACAGGAAUGGAAUCGACAUGCGAUCUGUGCUGCUCACUUUCCCCGAGUGUCUGCAGGCGGACAUCAGACUUCACCUGAACAAUGUGCUGCUCAGCAAGUCAAAUGUAUUCACAGAUGCAUCUCUGGGCUGUAAGCGUGCACUGGCUCUCAAGUUCGAGACCACCUCCAUCCCCCCGGGAGACAGUCUCAUCUUCCAGGGGGACCGACUGGACACUCUCUACUUCAUCGCCAGGGGCUCCAUAGAGAUACUCGGGGGAGAAGACGAUGAAGUGGUCGCCAUUCUAGAUUCGGAAGAUGUGUUUGGGGAUGGGGAGGCGUUCGCUGCUAACAUGAGUCCCAGAGCAGUAGGCAAGAGCAACUACGUGGUGAGGGCUUUGACCUAUUGCGACCUGCACAAGAUCAGACACGAAGAUCUCCUCGGUGUGCUAGACUGGUAUCCGGAAUUCACACAGAGUUUCUACGAGCAGCUGCAGGUCACCUUCUCUCUCAGAGACACAAGUCUGGACACGUCUGGUGCGAAGCCUCCAAAUCCAGACAUGAUUCCGAUGUCACAGCUCGACCACAUCACUGCAGUGUCCCAACGCAUGAACAACUACGGGGAGUUCCACAGACGCCAAUCGCAGCGACGCCCACUCCAUCCACAGAACCAGCCUGGACAAAUGGGGGGAUAUCACGACUCAACUGCAGACCCCUUCUCGUACUCAGACAGUCGAGUUAAUACUGUGGGAAUGCCCAGUGACUAUGCUGCAAGUCCUAAGAUGGCGUCCUCGGACGUGAACUUGCAGCGGGGGUUCCCGGGUCUGAGUCUGGCUCCCAGCAUGUCUCUGGACGGCGGCCUGGAGCCAGCAGCAAUUGGAAAAUCUCCUCCCAUCUCAGGUGGUGGGCCAGUGCAAUUGUCUCGUGGGGAUCUGAAGGUGCUGCACUCUCGCAUGUCCCAGCUGGAGAACAAGCUGGACGAGAUGGAACUCAACAUCACAUCCCAACUGCACUUCAUCACACAGUCUCUCAUGCUACAGAUAAACAACAACAACAGCAACAACAAACAGCAGCAGCAGCAACAUCAUCUACAGAACAUUAACAACAACAACACACUCUAUCCUAACCAAAGACAUCAGCCUCAUUCAUUACAACAACCUCAUCUGCACAACUCCUACUCUUUCGGAGGACCAGCAAAGUCUCCUUUUGUCCCCUCGCCUCUAGUUACAUCAGGCACAGAUGACAUAGCAAGUGGAGGAGACCACUUCUCGAGGCUGUUAACAGAAACCAAGCUGACAGAGCCUACGAACACAAUCAGCAAAUCUUCUUCCUCGCAUUGUUAAAACAAAUAACCGGUUCACAAAAUGAACAUCAAUUUAGAACUGUGUUGUGAAGAAAAGUGGAGGUCACAAAAUGAAGAUGAGCUUUAGGGAAAUAUUCUACAUCUGUUACAAUCAGAAUGAGCAUCUGUUACUUCACUAAUCACUGUUCUCAGGGCCAGAUGGUUCUUAACGAGAUCUUCCAAAAUGGGCUUCCGAAAAAUGCCGAAAUUAUCAUGUCUUCUAUCUGUUAUUGUCUGGAUUGCAAUUUGAAAUUGAUCUUGUUCCGAGGAUCUUGUUGAGAUUUGAAGUCUUGAUAUCAAAAGCAGUUUCUACCGGUCAUAUGAUUGAAGGCAAACUUUGAGGUUGGUGAGAUGCGCAAGCUAAUUUAUCUGGUUAUCUUCAAUCACAAGAAUCUGGAGUAUUCGAAAAUGGAAGUCCAAAUCAGAACUGUACUAAAUAUUUAAAAAAACUUGAUAUCUGUACUUGAUUUUGCAAUGUUAAGAUCAGGCCAGGUUUAGUUGUUCCUGCGUUGUGCUGAAUUUGUAUCGAAUUGUUGUUACUUCAAGUGCAAUUAUUUAUACACUUGUACACUUAGAUUACAAUAACUGUUCAUUCACGUUACAUUGCUUAUUUAGUUGCUUCGUCUUAGUGAGCUGUUUUAAAUAAAUUGAGAAUCUACGUGGGCAGUGUUCCUCUGCUUCUAUGCAGAAUUUGAAUGGAAAGACUGCAUUUGAAAAUUCGUAUGUUUUCAUUUUAUGAAUAAAGAAGCUACUGUUGAAA